AUUAAGAAUGGCGGCAUAAACGUAAACAUGUUGCUGUAGCAAUCAGUUUUUCGAUUUUGAAUUAUUGUUUCGUGAUUUUAAUUUAAAGUAUUUGUCAUUGAAACCAAGGUUUAACGAAAGUCAAGAAUAUUUUCUUUAAUAACUGAAGAGUCGGGCCCAAAUCAUGGAUGAUUUCGAGCUAGACGACGAAGAUCUGUUUGCAGACGAUGAAGCUUUUCAAAAUGCAAUUGUCGGUAAUAAACUGCUGGAGGCACGAUGUUUUGAGUGCAGUGGCAAAUUCACCCACGCUCAGCUCACACAAGACUUUCCCUUCAAGAGCAUCGUCCGGAAAGAAGGGAUGGAUCUCGCCUUCCAGAAUUCAUAUCAUUACAAGGGACUCAUCGAAAAGGCUGGAGAAAAUCUGAUUCUCUUCAACGGGGCCAAAUAUCAUGCGUCAAGUGCCUUCUUGGAGAACAUGGAUCAACUAUUUCAAAUGGCAAGGAAGCUUUUUAUCAAAAAUGAAAAAGACGCAGUCAAGCAUUUGAUGCACCUCAACCUGAGUAAGGCCAACUAUUUCGAUUCUAGGCAAAAGAUAAACCUAAUGUUUGAAUAUUUCACCACAUUUGUACAAAGUCUUCAAAGUGACAAAAAUUAUUUGUGGAUUUUGGAGGAAAAGAAGGAAAAAGUUCUUCAACAUCUUGAGUCUUGGAGCAUCCUCAUCCAUGGCUUGACAAAAAUUGAGUUCAACCUUCUGUCAGCGUGUCCCGACUCCUUAGGAAACAAAUGUCGUCCUCCAAUGCACCACCUGUUGCACCUUCACCUGGAGCUCCGGUGGCACCACCUUUGCCUCCUGCACGCCUUGACGAGUCAAAAGACUGAACUCAACCGCAACCUGGAACAGGCCCUUGAUCAUGUUUUGACUGAACUUGUAAAACUUGCCGAAGGGGUGAAACAAGAAGACUACGACAGGACGCAUCCUUUUUUCUGCAACUGCAUUCGAGAGUUCUGGCUCAUGCUCCAAAUUUUUUCAGACAGACUCCAUGCCAGCAACUUGAUUUCAAUGUCAUUUUGGGGCUUGAUGAAAGGAAUCGUGAACAGAAUUUUUCGCCCCGCUGAAGAAAAACCUCCGGCUAAUUUAAGCAAGGUCAGAAGGCCCAUUCUGUGCCAAGACUGGGAAAUGCAGAGAAAGUCUUCAUUUGCUCUGUGGUUGUACCUCAACAUCUGCCCAAUUUAUGGCUACAGCGAGAGUGGAAUUUACUCCAAAAAGACAAGGGGAGCUGUUUCAGAUGAAGGGAGCAACUUGCUGGAGCUGAUUUUGAAAAAGUUGACGCUCAGUGCGAACGAGAAUGAAAUGAGGGACCUGAUGAAGUUGCUACUGCAAUUGCCUCAAUGGUGGAAUGUAGGCAUGCAGGCCUUGAAUUUGCUGCUGGACCACUUUGUCAAACACAUUGGCUCAUUGUUCAUUGUGCCAGGCGAAAGUCCAGCUCACUUGGCGUUCAUGGCGAGGACGGCUGCAGAGUUCAGCAAUCAGAUCAAGGGACACCUGCGAUUGGACCUACCCUCAUAUGAGGGUAUCAACAGUUUUCAUUUGUUCGUCAAGUUUUUGCGUAGUCAGAUGAAAUACUCUUGGUCCGACGGUGACAAACUUCGAUUCUUCAACCAAGUCAAGAGCAGGAUUUGCACACGGUUCAGUGCUGGAAGAAUGAUUUCUUUAAACGAUGUUGGUUUUUACAACCUGACUUCGCUUUGUCUGUCGAUUGGACUUUCAAUGGGACUGGAGGAUAUGGGAAGCAGACUGCAAGGAUUUCUGGGUGCGGUGGAGAAAGGGUUGGACAUAAAAAAGAGGGAGGUCAUCAUUUUGUCGCACAUGACGUUGAUAUAUCUUAAGGCGGAGGAAAAACUUUCCGUGGAAGAAAAUAUUCCACCUGUGACCAAAUUCUUAAAUGCGUCCUGCAAGGAUAUGAAUAAGAAUAAUUUGCAACAUAUCGAGAUGGUUUCAUCUUUCAUCGAUUCCCUAAAUGAAGUUGCCGAUGUUAUGAGUUGUGAUGAAAUAUCCGGGUAUUUGUUCUUAGGGGAUUGGCUGCCUGAAUAUUUGGGAAUUUGCAAUGCAGCAAGAUCUGCAAAAGUUAUGUCGGCAAUGGUGGACGUUGCCAGCAAACUGCCUUGUUACGAGGAAAUGGACUCGACUGCGGAAAGGAGAAAAGCUGUGGCCUCCUUCGUGGAGUUCCUUGCUCCGUAUUUGAAACAGGAAAGCACUAAAGUCACCCCCUCGGCCGUCAACCAAACGGCAGAUAUUGCCUUUGCCAUCUCGGCCGCAGCCGAAAAUUCAAAAUUCCUGGAAAUGCUCAGACACUUUGGCUUGAAUGAAACUGUCCACGCAAGGGUGUCUGCAAGAUACUUGACUCAAAUUUUAUCCAACAAAGAGGUUUCCGAUCGGAUAAGAGACUUGGAAAGGAAGUUCGACGAAGUCAUAGUCCAUGCCUGGAUGAGGUGUUGCGUUUUGGAUGAAACGAACGGAGUGGAAACUGAAGCGUUAACAAGGAGUGUUUGCAAUUUGCCUGAUCUCAAGAAUCUAUUUGGAGACAAAUUGACCAUUUUGAAAAACGAAGCAUUCCCUUUGGAGGUUUUCGGUGAAAUGGUCCACGAACAGUUCAAACUUAGAGAAAAUAAUAUUAAUGAACGUUCGGAGUUAAGGAUGCGGUUAUACCCUUACUUCAGCAAACUGCCUCAGGUUGUCACUCACAUAAUACAGCAGGAUCCAAAUUCAAAAAUCAGCGCAACCAAACAUCCCAGUACGACUGUUUUGAGAAUGUACGAGUCAAUAGGAAGUCUUAUAAUGUCAUGUCCAGCUGUCAUGUAUGAAAAGCUCAACGGAAAGUCCACUCUGACCGUCUUAACAAACACCAUGCUUUUGUAUGAAGAUAUACACAGAUUUCCAACCUUUUGCAUGGACAGGAACAUCAAAGCAGCCCUUGAAGCUCAUUUUCAUAAGUUCCUCAUUGGUCUGGGAAAAAUAAUGAAAAACGACUCCUACAUAAACCGUGUUAUGGUUGCCAGCAUAAAGUAUUUUAUCCAUACUUUGGAAUCUCGGAAAGGUGCUGUUUUGAUGGAAAGAAGGCAACCUUUGUCCCAAGCCCAAACUUUGCACCCCAUUGAGAAAUUUUUCAGGGUUUGUAUCAGCGCUGAGGUGGUCGACAAGGUGGUUGAGAUCAUCGGAACGCACAUGCUAAAGAUGAGAGGCAAAUUCUUUGAAAACGAUCAUGCGCCAGAUGCCUUGCGAAUUUUGUUAAACGUUCAAGAAGACUUGGGUGAGGAUGAGAAUCUGGUCAGGUCGCUGGUGAAGCACACAAUAAAGGACACCCUUGUGAUUUUAAUGCAAAUUGAUGACACCAAGGAGGCAGAGAAAGAUCUUGCGUUUCGCUACUUAAAAGCCAUCGUCAACACUCCAGUCUUCACUUCGUCAAUUGACAUCAAGGCCAUUUUCUACGCAAAACUGGUGGAGCUGUACAGAGAAAAGAUGGCAUUCCAAAACAGUCAACUGUUCCAGUUGCUGUUUAUUCUGGGAAAGUACAAAGUCUUGUUGGUCAAACCGACUUUGAUGAAGCUCGAGCAACAGAUUGUGGAGGUUGAAACUCGGCGGCAGACGACAAAUGACCAAAGUUUAAGAGGAAAAAUGGAGAAGCUGGCUCGAAUAUUGGGACCUGUGGACAACGAUGACUACCAAUUUGACAGCUAAAAAUCUGUGAUUUGUAAUUGAUAACAUUUUGUAAAGUAUUUUGUACAUUUUAUAAAAGAAAAAAUAUAUGAAAACAAGUGAA
Molecule: messenger RNA, 3797 nt
Organism: Neocloeon triangulifer
Lineage: Eukaryota; Metazoa; Arthropoda; Insecta; Ephemeroptera; Baetidae
Product: protein MMS22-like
Exons: 19
Coding region: 164-3715 (1183 amino acids)
Biological process (GO): replication fork processing; double-strand break repair via homologous recombination
Cellular component (GO): nuclear replication fork
Source: RefSeq, a predicted model, not a curated record